Mytilus californianus (California mussel) is the source of this 9580-nucleotide messenger RNA. Its product is annotated as disheveled-associated activator of morphogenesis 1-A-like. Gene Ontology annotation, molecular function: actin binding; small GTPase binding. The record is from RefSeq and is a predicted model, not a curated record. The coding region runs from base 506 to 3640 and encodes 1044 amino acids. Gene Ontology annotation, biological process: actin cytoskeleton organization. The transcript has 27 exons. NCBI's taxonomy places the organism in Eukaryota, Metazoa, Mollusca, Bivalvia, Mytilida, Mytilidae.
UUUCUUUUAAAAGGAAAGAGUCCGAAACCUGUCUUAUGCGGAAUGCCUCGAGGAUUUACUUAAAAACAUACAUAACAAAAUUUUGACAGAUGGUUACAAAUUCAAAGAACCACAUGCACAUAAUCUCCUUCUAAGAUGCUUAUCAUGUAUCCUGUUUGUAAUCUUACUGAGGUUAUCACUUAACUUGGACGGUAAAUUUAUCAAUGUACCUAUUCACGAUAAAACAUAUCAUUGCUACAGAUCGGAAAAAAUACAUAAUUAUUAUUGAAUGAUCGAUUUUAAAGAGAACAGUGUUGACAUUCAUAAAUGUUAAUCAUAUGUUGUCAGUAAUGAGACAAUGGUAGUGCCACAGGAUAAAUUAGAUUUUACAGUCUAUUACACUUGAUUUAAUCAGAGUUUAGAUUCAGAUUACAAACACGAUUUAUUCUGGUAGAGUUUUUACCACAGAUGUGAUUUUCUUCUUGGGAUUUAAACAGUCCACAGUUGAAGUUUAAUAUCAUAAAAGAUGACAUCAAAGCAAAGCACCUGGUGCUGCUGUUUUAGUGGACGUCCUCCAGAAAUAACACGUCUUGAAGAUCCUAUCCAACCCAUUCAGAUUGACAUUCCCAUGCCAGAUGAUGAAAGUGAGAUUGAUACAAAAUUUUCGGAGAUUGUGGCUGAACUAGAUGUUGAUCAAGCCCACAGAGAUGCUUUAUUUAAUUUGCCACCAGACAAGAAAUGGCAACUAUAUUGCAGUAAAAUUCAGGACAGAGAACUGCCAGACACCUAUAUAGAUAACAUCAACAGUUUAUCUGAUACUAGAGUAAGUUUUGAUGACUUCAAAGAAGAUCAGGGAUUGGAAAUUGUGGAUGGUCUGAAAACAGCACUCAGGACACAACCUAUGAGUUUUGUGACAAGAUUUCUGGACAAGGAAGGUUUAGAAUGUUUACUGAAUUUUCUUAAAAGAAUGGACUUUACCACUAUGGAGAGCAGUAUACACACAUCUAUUAUAGGAUGUAUAAAGGCUCUUAUGAAUAAUUCUCAAGGAAGAGCUCAUGUAUUUGCUUUCCCUGAUAGUGUAAACAUCAUUGCUCAAAGUUUAUCAACAGAAAAUAUUAAAACAAAGACUGCAUUGUAUGAAAUACUUGGUGCAAUGUGUCUGGUUCCUGGUGGUCAUAAAAAGGUUCUAGAGGCAAUGUUACAUUACCAGAAAUAUGCUGCAGAAAGAACCAGAUUUCAGAGUUUGAUAUUUGACCUUGAAAGAAGUACAGGAAGGUACAGAGAGGAAGUGAAUCUGAAGACAGCUAUAAUGUCUUUCAUCAAUGCUGCUCUCAGAUGUGGUCCAGGGCAGGAAAGUUUAGAAUUUCGUCUUCAUCUUCGAUAUGAGUUUCUUAUGCUUGGUAUACAGCCUGUUAUAGAUAAACUAAGAAACCAUGGAAAUGCUACUUUAGAUAGACAUUUAGACUAUUUUGAAAUGAUGAGAAAUGCUGAUGAAAAGCUGUUAUGCUCAAGGUUUGAAAAUGUACAUGUAGAUACAAAGAGUGCUUACAGUAUGUUUGAUGUACUGAGAAAGAAGUUAACCAUGAGUAGUGCUUACCAAAACUUUAUGUCUAUAAUGCAGCAUCUAAUUCUACUUCCAUUUGGCAAUGAUAUGAACAUAGUUGGAUUAUGGAAAGUUAUUGACCAGAUUGUGCAGCAAGUAGUGCUACAACAGAAGAAUGGCAAGGAUCCAGAUGUGGGAACAGUAGAAAUGAAUGUCAAAAAUAUUGUUAGACAAAUGACCAGUGAGACAGACCUACAGAGUUUACAACAGAAAUUAAAAGAUCUGUCUAAACAGAAUGAAGAAAUGGAAAGUAAACUGGCAAAGAAAGACCAUGAAUGUGAAAUCAAAAAUGAAGAAAAGGCUGAGUUAGCAGCUACAGUAACCAGAAUGGUGGCAAAACUUGAUAGUCAAACAGAUUUAAAGCAAGUUAUAGAUAAACUGAAUAUGGAGAUUGAAAUGCUGAAAGCACAGUUAUCAGCCAAACCACAAGACAGUAGAAUAUCAGACAUGGUCAUCAACUCUUGUAGUAUACCUGAUGAUGCAAAAGUAGGAAUCUCAACCUCAUCUGCUGACGCAUACUACAAAUCAUUAGCUCCAGCACCCCCACCCCCUAUGGCUCCACCACCACCCCCAGCACCAGGUGCUCCUCCUCCACCACCAGCUCCAGGAAUGAUGUCAGGAAUGGGUCAAUCAAGUAAUCAUCCUAAACCUAAGAAACCAAUGAAGUCAUUAAACUGGGAUAAAAUUCCAGAUAUGGCUGUUUCUGGGACUGUUUGGAAAAGUUUGCAACAUGAAAAGGUGUAUUCAAAAUUAGAUUUAAAUGAUUUUGAAAAGACAUUUUCUGCUUAUCAAAAAAAAAUAGAAGGCGAAGAACAAUCUAGUAAGACUAGUAAACACAAAGAAUUAGCUUUGAUUGAUGGACGUCGUGCUCAAAACUGUACAAUAUUGUUAUCUAAACUGAAACUUACCAAUGAGGAAGUGAUAAAGGCUGUGACGGAUAUGGACAGUAGAGAGGAUUUACCUAAGGACAUGUUAGAACAGCUGUUAAAAUUUGUGCCAACUACAGAAGAAAUCCAAACAUUAAAUGAGCAUUCACAGGAAGUAGAUAAUAUGGCAAGGGCAGACAGAUUCUUGUUUGAAGCCAGCCAAGUUUUCCAUUAUGAAGCCAUUUUAAAAGCACUUUAUUUCAAGAAAAAGUUUCCAGAACGAUUAGGUGAUAUUAGACCAAAAAUAAAUGCUGUGAUAGAUUCAUCAACCACAAUGAUGAAAAGUACAAAGUUACGACAACUUCUAGAGAUAAUCUUAGCCUUAGGUAACUUUAUGAACAGAGGACAGAGAGGGAAUGCCAAAGGUUUUAAACUAAACAGUCUAAACAACAUGUUAGACACUAAAUCGAGUAUGGAUAGAAAUGUUACACUGCUCCAUUAUCUUGUGGAUAUACUAGAGAAAAGGUUUCCAAAGAUCAUGCCACUAGAAAGUGAGUUGCCAGAUGUAAAGUUGGCUUCAAAAGUCAACAUGGGAGAGCUAGACAAAGAAAUAGUUGUUUUGAGGUCAGGUCUUUCAGAGAUAGAAAAGGAAAUAGUGUUGUUUGAGAAACAGUCCAUGCAUGGUAAAGUGAGAUUUGUCAGUGUGAUGACUGAUUUUGUAGCUGUGGCAUCUUAUAAUUUCUCAGAAAUAGAGGAAGCUUAUACAGAAAUGACAAAUAAGUUUAAAGAAGCAGUAAAAACAUUUGGAGAUAACUCAGAUGAUUCUAAGCCUGAUGAUUUUUUUGGAAUCAUGGAUACUUUCAUUAAUUCAAUAAAUGAUGCAAAACAAGAAAAUGAGAGAAUAAGACAGUUGAAAGAAGAAGAAGAAAGACGGGCAAAGUUAGAAGAACAGAUGAAAAGAGAAAGAGAAAAAUUAAGAUUGAAAAAAGGCGAGAAUGCAAAUGGCAAAGCUGGGUCUGCCAAAGGAGAAUUUGACGAGCUUAUAUCAGCAUUAAGGACAGGAGAUGUAUUUGGAGAAGAUUUGUCAAAGAUGAGAAGAAACAGAAAAAGAGCUGUUACUCCACAAAGGGAAGACUCAAGAGAAAGAGCUGGUGCAAUGAAAACUGCCAGGGCCAUACUUACUGAACAGUAAAUGUCACUUUACAAGCAAUGUGGCAAUGUAUGUCAUAUGGUCGUAACUUGUAUUGGUUGUGUACUUAGUGCUCUCGUUAGUUAUUGAAACAAAAUGACUUCUUAAAUUAUGCACAUGCAAUAUGUGGAAUACAACAGAAGAAUUGCAGUUUUUUUCAUGACAAACUAGUGUUUAUUAAUAUUCAUGUAGAAGAACUGUAAAAUUUCUUUAAUUUCUAUUCGAAAUAACAUACUAAAUUCAAGUUAUAGUCCUUUCUGAUGAGUGGAAUGAAUGAAAUGGAAUCUCAUAUGUUCAGUUGUUGGAAAAUGCAAGCUCAGGCUUGGAUAUUCUUGCUUCAAAUCAAAAUUAUCUAGACUUUGAAAUGGCAUUUAUUGAAAGAAAAUAGAAAUUUAUUGAAGAGAACGAUCUGAGAAUUAUGUUCUGCUUGCAGAUAUAAUUACAAGAUGAUAUUAAUUAAUUUUGAAGAGUAGAAGUAUUUAAUUUUAGAUUAAAAGAAAUUUUGAAAAUAUGCUGAUAUUUUUUUUCAAAUACUUAAUUCUUUAUGGACAUAUAAUGUAUAUUAAUUUCUUUAAUCAAUUAAUACAAAUUUAUAAACCUGAUAUACUUUAGAAUACCACUAAAUUACUUUUACUGUUACUGUAAAUCUUGAUUAUACAUUAGAGUUUUUUCCUUGUUUUGAAUUUAAAAAUGUAUUUUGCCAUUGUCUAUUACAUGGUAUUUAUGCUAUGGUCAUUAUUGGAAAACAGCUUAAUAAAAUAUGCAUAUAAGUCCUAAAUAAAUAUUGAAUGUCAUUCCCUUAUAAGAAUCUCAGUUACUGAUAUUUAGAGAAUUUUGUAAGAGGUUCUUUUACAUGGCAUUGACACAUUUUGAUAGAGAAUAUUAACUUCUUUUAGAAUUUAGAAUACUUUUAAAAUCUCAUGAAACAGUUUGAACUUAAAUAUUUCGAUCAAUAAAAUGAAAGGGUAUCUGGCCAUUGAGCAAUACCUUUUUGAGGCAAAACAGAAUCAUAAUAAUGAUAACAACACAAUGGCAUUCAAACUGUACACAAGUUUUUAUAAUGAAAUAUGAAAGCAAGCAUGAAGAAAUAAGUAUACAAAUGUGCAACAAGUGGAAUGAAAGGCAGAAUUACUUAAUAAUUUAUUUUACACAGUUCACUUAAUGUAUUAUUAUAGUUGUUGUUCCUGAUAUGUUGUUCUAGUAAUGACUGUGUUAUUAGUUUUAUAUUUAUAUUUAGUUUUUUCAUCUGGUUUAUUUAAUUGCUCAUUUAUUCACAGGUGUAAAAAGGUUGAUAUUAGACUUUUUCCUCAAAGUGGGUGGGAUCAUGUAGAAUUUCAUAAAUUAGUCCACUAAAAUUUCAUCUACUUACUUGAUAAACUUUGUAUUAAUAAAGAAGACCUUUCUACCUUUUCAAAUUCAGUGUUUACAUUGAAAACCAUUUCAAAAUGAUACAUAUUUUCUUGCAAGUGGUCUAUUCUAUUUUAAUAUUUGCAGGAAGUUUGUAAGAAGCUUUUAGCUGAUGAAUUCGUAAUGUCAGUUUCAAUUUCUUCAGUCCAGAAUUUUCUAAACUAGAAAUAUGUAACACUAUAAAUGACCAGAUGCAAGAAAAAGUAGAGCAGUCUUUGCGGUUACAACCAAAAUCAUACAAGCAUUAACUCUUUUUCUCAUUUAUAUCUUAAUUUUAUUGAGAGAUGUUUAAACCAAAAUGGAUCAGUUGGAAAUCCCGUUGAUUAAAGUUGAAAGUCACCUGAACAAUAUUGAUUUCAAUACCUAGCAAAUGUUGGCAUAACUGAAGGUAAAAUUUGAAUUAAACUGACCAGUUGUAAGAAACUUUGUUGACAUUUGUAUGAGUUUUGGUGUAAUGCUAUGCUAGAGAGGGAUAUUUAUACAUUUAUUGGAUAAUAUUUUAUGAUACACCACCUAGACAUCAACCAUUGUAAAUUGAGAGUAAACUUACUUUGCUUGAUUCAAAUGCUGUUUCAGUCUAACAGCUGUCACACUUAGUGAGAUGGCCAGUUAUAUAGUGAAUCAAGAAAACAUUUCUUCAAAAUAGGUAAGGGUCCCCUAAGUUUCCAUAUAAUCAACAGUUUCAAUACCUGUUCAUAUAUAUUUCAUUUUUAUUUCUAAGAAUUGGUUUGGUUUUCAGGUAUUUGCAAAUUUCCAAGAUAUGCUACCUCUGUAAGAUUUUUAUUUUACUCAAGGUUUAACCUUGUUAAGUAAUUACCUCAGUAAGGACCAAACUAAAAUUCCAGAGAAUAAUUUUAAAUGUUUAAGUACAAAAUUGAAGGUAAUGCAUUAUAUAUCAACUACUUAAGAUUAAUAAAAAGAUUUAUUCUACAGAUUACUCAAUGUAUUGUUUAUUUCAUAUACACCAUCAAUUUGUCUUGUAAUCAAUAUACAUAUUCAUAGAAUUAUUUAUCAGAAAUUCUAUUAAGUACUUUUGUAUUUUCUUGUACCUGAAAUUCAUAGAUUUAUUUAUUAAGUACUUCUGUAUUCUCUUAUACCUAAACCAUGACUGUACUUGUAAUCAGUAUUAUACAUACUUUAUUUACUAUAAUUUACAAUUAGUUUGUAUCAGUAUAGGUUGUAUUAUGCAUACAAUGUAAAUACAAAUUUAUGUUUAUUUUAUUCAGGGGGGAUACAAAUAUAGAGGUUAUAUUGUGGUUUUAGUCUGUCAUCAUUUUAAAUGUAUUGAUGAAUUUUCAGAACUUUUAUCUAAAUAUACUUAUGGACUUGCUUUGAGCUAGGUCAGAACAGUGAUAUGUGUAUAUCCCUACCAUAAUUGUACAUGUGAUUAUUUAAAACGCUUUGGAUGUGCUGUGCAAAGCUGAUGUUAGGAUUUCAACAAAAAUUAAAAAUAAACUUUUGUUAUGCUAUUCAUCUAGUAAAGUUUUUUUAGGACUGAAGGUGGUAGAAUGUUAUUGGAGAUAACUCUUUAAAUCAUUAAUAUGUUUGUAAUUAUUAGUUUCAUGUUGUUUCAUAGAUGCUUUUUAAAGCAUUCAUAUGAAACAGAAUUAGUAAUUUGUGUUACUUAGAAGCUUAAUAUGUAUUUGUGAAAAUGCUUUACACAAACGUACCAGUGAUUUUAAAGAGUUAUGGCUCUAAAGCUAGGUGAACGGUUGUAAAUUUAUAUUUUUUCUUGCUCUGGAACAUAGUAUUUGUCCAAAUUAAAUUUAGUAACUUUAAUUUGAGUUAGUAGUACAAAAACUAUGAAUAUUUGACUACAUGAUGACUACAGUAUGUAGACCUUGAAGUAUUUAAAAAAAAAAUUUUUAUUGAUAACUAGAAUACCUUUUGUCAGCAUAGUAAUAUGAUUUUGUUGACCAAAAGUUUUUGAUGUGUAAGAAAAUUUUAACAUCUUGCUUGAAAUAACAACUGUGUUGACUUGACUUUAGAUAUCAAUACCAUAAUACACCAGAGGUUUGCUUGCACAAAAAUGAUGUCAUAUCUUAUAUAAAGAUAAUUUUUUUAAUGUAAUCUUUUGAAACAGUAAAAAGAGAAAACAUUGAAAGAAAAGAAAAAGCUGUAGAAAUGUUUUGACAUAUUUUGUUGUAUGGUGCUGCUGCUAUUUAAAGAUGGAUAUUUUAUUAUAAUUUCAAUAUUAUAUACUUUAUAGGUCAAACAAGGCUGUACCUUAUUUCAGUAAUAUACUUAUCUGAGAAUUACACAAUAUAGCAAUUUUUAACUGCUGAUAUUAUAUUCAUAAAUCAUGUGCCAAUUAUAACUUAUCAAUGUCAUUUCAAAUACUGCUUCAUAUAUAACAUUUUACAUAUUUAAAAAAUUAGAUUGUAUUCCAGUAAAAUUACCUCAAUUUCAAAACAUUGAAAUCCGAUAUUCAUAAGUCACAAGUUUCAGAUCAAAAGAUGAGUAGAUAUAUCAAAUUCAGAUGUUCAGCUUAUUCAUUUGAUGCAAUAGCUUGUUCUCUGUAAAGGUGCAAUAUAUAUAAUUUACAUCCGACAUCUGAAUUUAGGUGUAAAAAAAUUUCCCUGUUUGUUCAAAAUUUUCAGCUUUAAAUUAACAUUUUUUUCAAAUUUUGUCAAUGUGUUCAUAUUAUAUCUUGCCAUAACUUGAAGACCAGUGAAUAUUUUCAUUUAUAGUGUAGAUAUAAGUUUUAGCAAUAUGUACGAAAAAAUGUAUGAUCCAAGAUCUCUGAAUAUUUUUUGGGAUGAAAAUUCCUGUUUUUCUCAAAACCAACUAGAGUAAAAAAUUGUUCUGUACCUUUGAUUUUUAUCAGGUCAUAAAAGUUCAUUCACUUUGAUAGCAAAAAACAUUUUGCUAUUUAAAACACAAUUUUUCUUCCCUUAUAUAUGUUUUGUUUUUUGAUUGGAAAUAUUAGUACGCUGAUGUUGCACACUUCGAAUGAUGCACAGUCAAUUGAACAGUUUACGCCAGAACAUCAAGUUUAUAUCAAAAGUCAAGUUUAAAAGUGUUUUUGUGUCAAUCAUUGUUUAUAUGAUGCCCAAAGGAUUAAAAUGCUUGCCUCAUGUUACUAAGUCUUAAGGGAUUGAAAUUGGGAUAAGACAAAAAAAGUCUGGAUGGCUCAAAUAUUUUUUGGAAGCCCUGAAAUUUGGAAUCAGUUUAAUUUAAGAUGAUAUCAUUACAUACAGUGAUGUUUCAAUAUUAUAAAAAAAUAUUUGCAAUUUCUAUACUUAAUUUUUAGCCAGUAUUUUUUUUUAAGAUCCAGCAAUAUCAUCUAAUGUUUCACUUAAAAAAAAUCCUGCAAUGUCUUUCUAUUAAGAAUGCCAAAUACUGCCAAAUUUGCUUUACUCAAUACCCUAUCUUAAAACAGCUGCAUCUGUAUCUUUACAGAACUAACAGCACAAAACAAUUUUGAUUUGUACCCUAUAAUAUUAUUUAGUCUUAACAGGAUUUUUCCUGGCAUAUUCCCAUUUACAGAUAAUACUAUACAGUAAUAACAUCAUUUACACAAUACAAAACUUUUUCUAUUUACAUAAUACUGUCUAACUGCCAGUCACAUGAUUUGAUUUAUUGUAAGAAUCUGUUAAAAAUGUGUAUGCAUAUUAUAGGAUAACAAUAGUUUACUAGUACUAUAGAAUUGGAAGUGUUCUUUGUGAAAUGAAACUGCUGUAUCUUUCUUUUAUGAUAAUGAAUCACAAUUUAUUUAUUUUAUAUUAUAAAAAAUAUUUUCCCACUUUUCUGAUUACAAUUUACCGUGUGUAAAUAUGAACUGUAGUGAACAUUCAGUUUAUUGCAUAAUUAAACAGUUUCACUGUCAAUGUUUUGCACUAAUAUUGGUAUUUUCAGCUAAUCUUUAGAUGUAAAGAAGAAACACUGUAUGUACUGUGUGCACUUUAAAGUCAAAAUACAAUUAUUGAAUGGAACAGCUUUCUUUCUGAUUGGUUUUGUUUUGAUAUAUUUAAGAAACACUCAUUUUAGUCAUUUACUGAUGUGUCUGGACAUUUUUCAAAUGCUGUGAGUCACUCUUAGAUGUCUUUCCAUGUUUUACAUGGAUAUCUGUAUAUAUUAUUUUUAGGAAUAAAUAGAAGCAAUUUGGAAAAUCCAGCAACAGCGUCAUUGGAUCAGUUCCAAUUCAGCUUGAAUAUAACCACAUUAUAAAAAAAAUGUAACGUUUUAAACUUGUAAUUUAAUGGGAUAUUAUAUUGUAACAGAUACCACAAAGAAAGUAAUUAAAAUUAUGACAAGAAGUGUUUAAAAAAUUUGGCAUUCUUACUUUUUUUUUAAAUCGUGCUCAGUAGUUAAAGUUGCAGGAUUUUUCGAUUUGUUUCUGUUUGGUGAUUGUGCAAUGUGUUAUGAAGGCAAUAGAAACCAAACCACCUGAUCUGAUUUGUGUGUGUCUGUGGUAUGAUUUUGUUAUUUUGUACUAUUUAUACAGCAUUUAUUUUAUAUAAUUUAUAUAUUUACAUUUAUUGUGUUAUGAAAGUUUUCUUUUGUUAAUUUUGUAACAAUAAAUUUUGUAACCAU